Molecule: messenger RNA, 1875 nt
Organism: Penicillium mononematosum
Lineage: Eukaryota; Fungi; Ascomycota; Eurotiomycetes; Eurotiales; Aspergillaceae
Product: glycoside hydrolase family 32 protein
Exons: 2
Coding region: 1-1875 (624 amino acids)
Biological process (GO): sucrose catabolic process
Molecular function (GO): sucrose alpha-glucosidase activity
Source: RefSeq, a predicted model, not a curated record
AUGUCUGGCCCUGUCAUGACAGCAGAAUUGGACACGCUUGUCCUCAAACAUCUGCACAACUCCGAGCAAUCUCCUUGCAAAGAUCACAAAGUUAAUGGCGUAUCUCAUGAGAAGAAAUUACCUCAGAAUCCUUCACAAUGGAGACCAUCAUUCCAUGUGAUAGCACCAGCAGGAUGGAUGAAUGAUCCGUCCGGGUUGGGAUACGACCCAAAAACAGGAUUGUACCAUUUAUGCUUUCAAUGGAACCCGCACGGGAAUGAUUGGGGCAAUAUGUCCUGGGGCCAUGCCACAUCUCCAGACCUGGUGUCAUGGACGACAUGCACCGAACCAAUCUUGACACCCUCUGCUGAAUACGACCGUCUCGGCGUCUUUACAGGAUGUCUACGGGCAACAGAUGUCGCCGGACAGCCAGGAGCUCUCACAGUCAUAUACACGUCCGUGAGACAUCUCCCAAUCCAUUAUACGCUACCAUAUACACUCGGAAGUGAGUCUCUCAGUUUGGCUGUCUCGCAAGACGGAGGCAAGACCUGGGAGCGCCAGGGCUGCAACCCGUUCCUCACUGGUCCACCUUCACAUCUUAAAGUGACGGGCUGGAGAGAUCCUGUUAUCACAACGUGGGCCGAGGGGCCUCUUUCCAAACACACACCUUCAACACUAUAUGGCAUUCUAUCAGGAGGAAUUUCCAAGAAAACCCCAACGGCCUUUGUCUAUACUGUGCAAGAAUCAGACCUCAGCAAGUGGGAUUUCGUUGGCCCAUUGGUCGACGUCGGUCUCAAUCUGCGACCAUCUCGCUGGUCUGGCGACUAUGGUGUUAACUGGGAAGUCGUUAAUCUGAUGACUCUGACCAACGACAUUGGGACGUCUCGGGACUUCAUCAUCAUGGGAGCCGAAGGCUGUGUGCGAUUGGAUAGUUCGAACCAACACGGGCCCCAACAAGCACGCCAGAGACGAGAAACCCGAGCCCAGCUCUGGAUGUGUGUCAAUUCUAACGGCGAAAGCAGAUCUACUUCCAAAUACAGUGCUCUGGCCUCAUAUGCAUUCUCUGGUAUCUUCGAUCACGGCUGCUACUAUGCUGCCAACUCAUUCUACGACCUUCAAACCUCGCAACGUAUCGUCUAUGGCUGGAUCACGGAAGAGGACCUGUCCGAUUCUCUCCGUCAUCGCCAAGGAUUCAGCGGCUUGGUUUCACUUCCCCGUGUGGUGGGAUUGAUGACCUUGAAAGAUGUCAAGAAAGCGCGAAUAUCACAGUUGAGUUCGAUUACUUCAAUUGACGCAAUUCCCGACGCAACUGGCACUGGUACCUUCACAAUCCACACCAUGAAGAUCAGCCCAGAUAGCCGACUCACGCGGCUGAGACAAAAUGCCCGGGAGAGCCACCUCGAUGGCGUUGUCCUGUCUACAUCACCUUCACAGACUGCUGCGCUGUUGGGGACAUCUAAAUGGGAACUCCACGCCGAAUUUUCCGUUAGUAGAUCUUGUGCACGUGUGGGCAUCAAGAUUCUACACACUUCCGAUGGCCAAGACUGUACGACCCUUUUCUGGGAUCCACGAAGUGAGACCUUCGAAAUCCAUCGACCUCUGAUUGAUGACGCCGAAGUAAACCACGGCUACGAAAGCGCUCCGCACACGCUAUUUACUACCUUGAACGAGCGCGGCGAAGAGGUUGAAGAGACGCUUCGAGUACACGCCUUCUUUGACUCGAGUGUGUUGGAAGUGUUUGUCAAUGACAGAACGGUCAUCUCUACACGUAUCUACCACCCAGCAGACCAAUGCUUCGGACCACUAUUCUUCGCAGAAUCUGAUGCUGGGCCAGAGGAUGAGAAGCCAGCUGCGGUUCUCGUGCGGGCUUCCGUUUGGGAUGGUCUUGGUAUAUGA